This is a messenger RNA of Dicentrarchus labrax (European seabass), 1331 nucleotides long. RefSeq names its product high choriolytic enzyme 2-like 1 (gene he2). The transcript is spliced from 9 exons. Bases 84 to 938 code for a protein of 284 amino acids. Gene Ontology annotation, biological process: proteolysis. Lineage: Eukaryota; Metazoa; Chordata; Actinopteri; Moronidae. The record is from RefSeq and is a predicted model, not a curated record. Gene Ontology annotation, molecular function: zinc ion binding; metalloendopeptidase activity.
AUCAGAGGAGGUGAGGAGUUCAUUUAGCUGUAGCUUUGAAAGACUGCAGACUGAAACGGGUGUUACCAGUCUGAAACACAAGAAUGCAUACUACCAUGAUCCUUCUGGGUAUCUUGUUUGGCUUGCUGACCCAGGCGUACACUCUACCUGUUAAGAAUUCUACCGGAGUACAUGAGGGGAAAGUAAGGUUGAAAAGGAAAUAUUCUGAUGAAAUUACAGACCGUGAUGAAAUGAACACAAUGGAUCAAAUCCUGUUAGUCAAUAGGAGGUUGCGAUCCCCCAGAGGACUGUCAUUCAGAGAGGGAGAUAUUGCCACCUCAUACGUACGGAGUGCCAUAACCUGCCCUGGCAACGCCUGUCUGUGGCCUAAAUCAAUUGAUGGAUUUGUUUACGUGCCCUUCAUCCUCUCUCCACUAUAUGACGACAUGGACAGAAUCACCAUUGAAAAUGGGAUGCAGGACAUUUCCUCAGGAACAUGUAUUAAAUUUGUUCCUCGCACGCAUGAAGGCAACUUCCUUGACAUCCAGCCUAGAUAUGGUUGUUGGUCGUUUCUGGGGCAGACUGGAGGAAGCCAGACCCUGUCGCUGCAGACUCCUGGGUGCAUGUGGUCAGGAGUGGCUGCCCAUGAGUUCAUGCACGCCCUCGGCUUUGUACACGAGCAGUCUCGCUCAGACCGAGACCACUAUGUCUCGAUUGUGUGGAAAAACAUCAUUCCAGAACAAAUGCAUAACUUCAGGAAACAGGUGACAAACAAUCUCAACAGUCCAUAUGACUACAGCUCUGUGAUGCAUUAUGGAAGAUACGCCUUCUCUGAGGAUGGUGGACCAACAAUAAUCCCCAAACCAGAUCCGUACAUUCCCAUUGGCCAGCGAGAUGGGCCCAGUAUGCUAGACCUUCAUAAAAUAAAUGUCCUUUAUAACUGUGGUGCCAACGAGUAACUGGAAUCCAGGGUGUUACACUCAUUUUCACACAUGUUCUGUUAAAAUCUCAUCGUGUCAGAUGUGGAAAAUGGUUCAUUAUAACUUCUGGUAUAACUUUAUAGCAAUACCCUUUUCCUCUAUUAGUAUUUUUAAUUAUUAUCACAAGUUCUAGUCUGCACUUUUAGAUUGUGUUCAGUCAGUUCUGAGUACAAUCUGCAAUUAAAAGUGUGAUACGGUGCAAAUAAAAGGAUAAGUAAGAACUGAAAGCUGCAUUUCUCUCUAAUAUAACUACUAUGAGCACUGCGAUACAUAUUUACAUGCCUGCCACUGCCAUUAUCGAAAUCAGUUUGUUCCAUUUUCUGCCUCCUUCUCGGCUUCUGCUCACUUCAAAUAAAGAAAAUGCAACAGUAA